Molecule: messenger RNA, 2288 nt
Organism: Boleophthalmus pectinirostris (great blue-spotted mudskipper)
Lineage: Eukaryota; Metazoa; Chordata; Actinopteri; Gobiiformes; Gobiidae
Gene: rmc1
Product: regulator of MON1-CCZ1
Exons: 22
Coding region: 112-2076 (654 amino acids)
Biological process (GO): regulation of autophagy
Cellular component (GO): late endosome membrane; Mon1-Ccz1 complex; lysosomal membrane
Molecular function (GO): protein binding
Source: RefSeq, a predicted model, not a curated record
GGACGUCGCUCUCGCGCACACCGCAGCGGAACUCUUCGGAACACUUUUUAUUUUUAUAUUUUUAUUCUUAUUUUCAUGCAUAUUUGACUCCGGGACGUACAGGAGCGGGACAUGUCCGAGGAGCAUUACCUGGAGCUGAGCGACAGCCCCGUCACCUUUGAACACGCGUCCAGCGUCAACAACGUUUUCUUCGAUGAGGCCAACAAACAGGUGUUCGCCGUGCGCUCGGGCGGAGCUACAGGCGUCGUGGUCAAAGGUCCUGAUGACAAGAGCAGCGUGGCCUUCAGGAUGGAGGACAAAGGGGAGGUCAAGUGCAUCAAGUUUUCUCUUGGAAACAAGAUCCUGGCCGUUCAGAGGACCUGCAAGUCUGUGGAUUUCAUCAACUUCAUUCCGGAUUAUCCACACACAGAGUUUUCUCAGGAGUGUAAGACGAAGAACGCCAGUGUUCUGGGAUUCUGCUGGACAAACUGGAACGAGGUUGUGUUUGUCACAGAUCAGGGCAUCGAGUAUUACCAGGUGUUUCCGGACAGACGCAGUCUGAAGCUGCUCAAGUCUCAGAGUAUAAAUGUGAACUGGUUUCAGUAUUGUCCUGAGACGUCUGUGAUUCUGCUCUCCUCCACCGUCCAGGGAAAUGUACUACAACCACUCAGCUUCAGGACCGGGACGAUGUCUAAAAUGUCCAAGUUUGAGAUCGAGCUUCCUGUCGUCCCCAAACCCGCCAAGCUCAGCCUGUCCGAGAGAGACGUCACCAUGACAACCAUUUAUGGGCAGUUGUAUGUGAUGUACCUGAAGCAUCACUCUCGCUCGGCCAACAGCCCCAGUGCAGAAGUCGUCCUCUAUCACCUGCCCAGGGAGGGUCAGUGUAAAAAGUCUCACGUUCUGAAGUUAAACACGACGGGGAAAUUCGCUCUGAACGUCGUCGACAACCUGGUGGUCGUCACACACCGAAGUUCCAGAACGUCUUUGAUUUUCGACAUAAAACUGAAGGAGCCGGACUGUCCCGUCACACACCAACCUGUGCUGCCUGCGCGCUCCAUCGCCCCCUACAGGCUCCCCCUGUCCGGUCCUUCAGUGGUGCCGUCACAACCUCCUGUGCCCUGCCAGCUCUACUCUUCUUCGUGGAGCGUGUUUCAGCCCGACAUCAUCAUCAGCGCCAGUGAAGGUUACCUGUGGUACCUGGAGGUUCGUCUGCCGCCCACUGUGCACCUGCUGCAGGACAAAGGAAAACUGAUGGACUUCCUCCUGAGACGCAGAGACUGUAAACCAGUUAUUCUGUCUGUGUGUCAACAGAUUCUGGAGUGUGCAGACAGGGGGAGUCUUCCUGUCGUGGCCACAGUGUUUGACAAACUCAACCAGGUGUAUAAGGAAUAUCUGGAGGCGGAGCAAAGCUACGCUCAGGCGAUGGAGUCGGGGGCGAGAGGAGGAAGCGCGGCUCAGAAGCGUCCAAUCAGGACUCAGGCUGUGAUCGACCAGUCGGACAUGUACACACACGUGCUGUCGGCGUUCACCGAGAAGAAGGACGUGUGUCAUAAAUUCACCAUCGCUGUUCUCAUGGAGUAUAUCCGCUCCCUGAACCAGAGCCAGAUCACCGUCCAGCAUUAUCUGUAUGAGUUGGUGAUCAAGACUCUGGUCCAGCACGAGCUCUUCUACAUGUUACACCAGUUUCUCCAAUACCACGUCCUCAGUGACUCCAAACCCCUGGCGUGUUUACUUCUGUCUCUGGAGAGCACCUACCCCCCCGCACACCAACUCUCUCUGGACAUGCUCAAGCGUUUGUCGACGGCGAACGACGAGAUCGUGGAGGUUCUUCUGUCCAAACAGCAGGUUCUGGGCGCGCUCAGAUUCAUCCGCUCUGUCGGAGGUUAUGAUAACAUCUCGGCUCGUAAGUUCCUGGACGCUGCUCUUCAGACUGGAGAUCAGAUGUUGUUCUUCACCGUCUUCAGAUCGUUUCAACAACGAAACCAACGACUGCGAGGAAACCCACUCUUCAACCAGGGUGAACACUGUGAGGAACAUGUGACACAUUUUAAGAAACUUUUUGGAGAACAAGCUUUAAUGAAACCAGCAACUGUCUGAUACUUCUACUGCAGUACUUCUACUGCAGUACUACUACUACGACUACUACUACUACUACAGUAUUACUACAGUACUACUACAGUACUACAGAUCUGCAGUUGUACAAAUCCCUGUUGGACCAAAACUUUGUCAGAAUCGUGUUUCUGUCACAAAAUGAACUUUGUGUUUUUAUUGUAAAUAUGUAAAAAAUAAAAUAAUUAUUGUGAAUAAAA